AUGGAGACAAAGUAUAGUGGUGGCCUGGGCCUUGUGUUGUGGGGUAGGGCAUGCAACUUCUUAAGCUUUUGUUUGUUAGCAGAGGGAGUGCGUGAUGAUAGUUAUAGGAGCCCCAAAGCCAACCUACUUUGCUACCUCUUCCAAAACCAGACAAAUCAGAUGCAUACUAAACACUGUGACUGGUUUGAUCACAAUGUCAAUGUGGACGAACCAAGACACACCACCCCGUUAGGUGCCAUUGUUGCUCUUUGCUUGCUUAUGCUCGCCAUCGCCAUUCUCAAACAACAAUGCUAUCCGAGAUGUGACUUGGGUUUUGUUGUUUUGGUUUUGAGCAACCAAAGGCCUAGGAAGCUUUUUUCUGUUGUGUUCGAAUCUUUCUCUGCAAACCCUGUGAACACUCUUUUCACCCUUGUUUGCCCUCAAUGGAUUAUGACAUAUAAUGGCCUUGAGAGUUGCAUGCUAAACAAUCAGUCUUAUGAAGAUGAGAGCAGAACAAGUAGAGGAGAUGAAUGCAUAACUGAUUCAUUUGAUGACGAUGACUCCAGUUGUUCUUCAAGCAAGGAUGCUUUUGGAUCAUUCUCUUCAAAAUGUUUGACAAUGAAAAGGGAUGAUGAUAAAGGUCUGGAAGAAUGGGAACUCUCAGAAAGUCCUCAACAUUUAUGUGUCAAAGAGAAGCCUUACGAUAUCAAACUGUCAGAUAUUGAAGCCAUGAAGGAAAAAUUCUCAAAGCUUUUGCUAGGUGAAGAUGUUACAGGAGGAUCUAAGGGCCUCAGUACAGCUUUGGCGCUGUCUAAUGCCAUCACAAACCUAGCAGUGACGGUUUUUGGUGAGCUGUGGAAAUUGGAACCACUAUCUGAAGAAAGCAAGAGAAAAUGGCAAAGAGAAAUGGACUGGUUAUUGUCUCCUACCAACUUCAUGGUUGAGCUAGUUCCCGCUAAGCAAAGCAGUUCCAAUGGUGGGAUUUUUGAGAUAAUGACCUCAAAAGCUCGUGCAGACAUCCACAUGAAUCUUCCAGCACUUCAGAAGUUGGAUUCAAUGCUUAUUGAGGCACUAGAUUCUAUGAUGAAUACCGAGUUUUGGUAUGCAGAGGGAGGAAGCCAAGCAGAAGGGACGGACAUAAAUGCACAGCACAGCCAAAAAUGGUGGCUUCCAUCACCCCAAGUACCAAAAAGUGGCCUUUCUGAUACUGAAAGAAAGAAGCUGAUUGAUCAGGGAAGGGUGGUAUGCCAAGUAUUCAAGGCUGCGAAAUCCAUCAAUGAAAGUGUUUUGCAUGAAAUGCCUGUGCCUGAGGUUAUUAAAGAUGCACUUGCAAAGUCUGGAAAGGCAAACCUUGGACAUGAAUUGCACAAGGUUUUGACGUCUCAAUCAAGCUCUGGAGAAGACAUGCUUAAAUCUCUCAACUUGACAUCUGAACAUGUUGUCCUUGAGACUGUUAAUAGACUGGAAGCUGCUAUACUCUCGUGGAAAGAGAGAAUUGCAGAACAAAUUAGUGGCAAACACCCAGCUCGAUCCACUUGGUCACCUUUUGUGAAGGAUCCUAUGUCAGAGGUUGAUAAACUGGAGUUAUUAUUGGACCAUGCUGAAACACUACUCCAGCUGAUUAAAAUCAGAUACCCAAACCUUCCUAAAACGUUUCUGGAUGCUACCAAAGUUCAAUAUGGCAAGGAUAUUGGAUAUUCCAUUUUGGAAGCUUAUUCCAGAGUUCUAGCAAAUUUAGCCUUCAGCAUCCUGUCUAGAAUAGGAGAUAUAUUGCAGGAGGAUUCUUCAAGCAAUCCUUCACCUUUGGCGAUAGAUUGCUCUCGUGGGAUAAAUCUCUCUCACACUUGGGUGGUUGGUUCACAUUUGAGGCAGUCCUUAGUUGACAAGAUGAACAAGGAUGAUGAUGAACAACAUUGUGAUUCUAGCUGUUACAGUACUUCUGAUUUAGAACAUUCGCCUAACGAUACCAAAUCCGAAUCUGUAAUAGCCACGCCAAACCAGAGUGGUGGCUGGUGCAAUAGUAGAGAAGCUUGUACAAGUCUGUCUCCUAGACAUUCUCCAUAG
Messenger RNA from Sphenostylis stenocarpa, 2043 nucleotides. The record is from the annotation of a GenBank genome assembly. Lineage: Eukaryota; Viridiplantae; Streptophyta; Magnoliopsida; Fabales; Fabaceae.